AUGCUCGUCGACAAUGCCGCGUGGUUCGACUACACCAACUACUCGACCACGGCCGCCCUCUUCCGUCGCCCCAUACGACUGCUGUCCCUGCUCGGCGGCAUUGCCAUCUUCUACAUCCUCGUGAUAUUCGUACCCAAGGCGCCCGAGACGCUAUAUGGCUUCAAAUACGUCAAGAGCAGCUAUGACUGGUCCGCGCUGCCCCAGGCGCAUCCCGUCGCCGAGUUGACUCCACUACCGACCGGCACGCCGCGAUCCAUACCUCAGGUUCAGUACGACUUCGCUACCCACUACCGGCCGAAUAGCACGAGGCUCGAUGUGCUCGCGGAAAGGCGUCAAGCCGUCAAGGACGCCUGCCGGAAGAGCUGGGACAGCUACAAGAAGUACGCAUGGAUGAAGGACGAGCUCAAGCCAGUCUCCGGCGGAAGCAAGACAACGCUGGCCGGUUGGGCAGCGACCUUGGUGGACUCGCUGGACACGUUGUGGAUUAUGGAUAUGAAGGACGACUUCUACGAAGCCACGGCGGCUGCGGUGACCAUCGACUGGGAAACUAACGAGACCUCGUUCAACACGUUCGAGACUACAAUUCGGCAUCUGGGGGGUCUGCUAGCUGCUUACGACCUCAGUAAGGAGAGAACAUUGUUACAAAAGGCCAUUGAGCUUGGAGACAUGCUAUACGCCGGGUUCGACACGCCGAACCGGAUGCCGGUGUUCUGGAUGGACUUCAACCAAGCCAAACGUGGCAAGCUCCAGCCCAAUGUGCACGAUCCGACCUCGUCGGUGACUUCCUCCGGGCCAGAGUUUACGAGGCUGGCGCAGUUGACGGGCGACAGUAAAUAUUACGAUGCAAUUGACCGAGUUGCACGCUUCCUCCAGCGGACCCAGAACACAACCAAGGUGCCUGGCCUGUGGCCGACUUUUCUGGACAUGGAGUUCGGGGACCUGACGCUGGAGAACGAUUUCACCCUCGGCGCACUUGCAGACUCGACGUACGAAUACCUCGCCAAGAUGCAUGUGAUAGUAGGAGGGCUAGAGCCCAUGUACGAGACUAUGUAUCGCCAAGCCAUGGCCACCGUCAUUGAUAACCUCCUGUUUCGACCGAUGUUGCCCGAACAAGAUGAUAUACUCUUUACCGGCGACCUCUCCGUCGACGCUGCGACUGGCGAGAAGACGCUCCCAGGUGACAGCCAGCACCUCGCAUGCUUUGCCGGUGGUCUAUUCGGACUUGGCGGUAAGAUAUUCGGCAUCCAGGAGCACGUCGACAUCGGGGGGAAGAUCGCCAAGGGCUGUGCCUGGGCGUACGACGCCAUGCCCACCGGCGUCAUGCCCGAGCUCUUCAGCCUGUUCCCGUGCACCAGCCUCGACGGGUGCGCCUGGGACGAGGACAAGUGGGAGCUCAAGGGCAACGCGACGCUGGCCCGGGGGUUCCAGAACGUGGACGACGCCCGGUACCUGCUGCGGCCCGAGGCGAUAGAGAGCAUCUUCGUCAUGUACCGCAUCACCGGGGACGAGCAGUACCAGGAGACGGCCUGGCGCAUGUUCCAGAGCAUCCGCAACGCCACCGAGACGGACCUCGCCUUCUCGUCCAUCAGCGCCGUCACGACGGCCGGCGGGACGGCAAAGAUCGACUCCAUGGAGAGCUUCUGGACCGCCGAGACGCUGAAGUACUUUUAUUUGGUAUUCGCACCGCCAGACCUUAUCAGCCUGGACCAGUAUGUCCUGAACACAGAGGCACAUCCGCUGUUGCGCCCGACUGGGGCUACUGGAUCAUGA
Neoarthrinium moseri is the source of this 1770-nucleotide messenger RNA. RefSeq lists its product as uncharacterized. The record is from RefSeq and is a predicted model, not a curated record. Gene Ontology annotation, cellular component: Golgi membrane; endoplasmic reticulum. Gene Ontology annotation, biological process: carbohydrate metabolic process; N-glycan processing. Gene Ontology annotation, molecular function: calcium ion binding; mannosyl-oligosaccharide 1,2-alpha-mannosidase activity. Bases 1 to 1770 code for a protein of 589 amino acids. The transcript has a single exon. NCBI's taxonomy places the organism in Eukaryota, Fungi, Ascomycota, Sordariomycetes, Amphisphaeriales, Apiosporaceae.